AUACCAUGGAGGAAAAUGGCAUUCGAACGUAGCUCGAGAGUUCUUCCGGGUUCCGUUUGAUAAAUGAUCACUCAAUUCGAAAUGUUCCCCGGUCUUUCUCGAGCUGCAAAACCCCUCCUAAGCCCCACCAUCAAUUUCUCUCGCUCUCUGCUGCAACGAGCAGACAUGAGAGCAUUCAGAGCGCUCCACUUCCAGAAACACCAAUUCAACCCAUCUUCAAACAGGCCCUUGUUAAACCCUCCAAUAACUUCAUGUAAAUAUUCCCCAAACCCUAGAUUUUCCCGCCAUUUAUGGUCUACUCCUCGUCGCAUGUCCCCUGAGGAAUCGACCGCCGUUAGCCACGAUGUGAACGGAUGGGGUGGAGGUCCCAAAGAACAGUCCAGCAUUGAGACUUUCUACGAGCCCACCACCGGCCGGGUCGUGACACGAAGAGCACAGUCCAAUAACGAGGCAUCUCUAAGAGAAGCCGGUUCGAGUACGGGAAAUGAGGGCUCUUCGAAUUCUAUGAGCUCUCGUUAUGAGUAUGGUUCUGAGAGUAGGGUGUAUGGGGAGGUUGUUGGGAGUAGAGGUGGUAAAAGGAAGGGGAAAGGGAAGAGUAAAACAGUAUGGGUGUGCUCGGACUGUGGAAAUACUGAUGCGCAGUGGUGGGGGGUUUGUAAGGAAUGUAAUGCUGUCAAUACCUUGAAGCAGUUCUCCCAAGGGGAUGAUCGUCCCACUGGUGGGCUUGGGAUAUCUGAAAAAGUAAUAAGGUCAUGGUUACCUCAACGUUCUGACAAUUCGAUGCCGAUGAAAUUGUCAGAUGUGAACAAGGGGAUUAAUCAGAUUAAUUGGAGAAUUCCCUUAUCUGGACUCUUUGGAGCUGAAGUUGAAAGAGUGCUUGGUGGUGGUCUGGUUCCAGGUUCCUUAGUUUUAGUAGGCGGAGAUCCUGGUGUUGGCAAGAGCACAUUAUUGUUGCAGAUUGCAGCUAUACUCGGUGAAGGGCAUGGUACAACUGAAUCUGCACCAAUUGUUUAUGUCUCUGGUGAAGAGAGCAUUGAGCAAAUUGGAAAUAGAGCUGACCGUAUGAGAAUUGGGACCGAACAACUCUUCUUAUACACAAGUACAGAUGUUGAGGAUAUUCUGGAAAAGGUUCAGCGUUUUUCACCACGUGCUUUAAUAAUUGAUUCUAUUCAGACAGUUUAUCUCAGAGGAGUAGCUGGAAGUGCAGGAGGCCUAACACAGGUCAAGGAGUGCACUGAAGCAUUUCUUCGUUUUGCCAAGAAGACUAAUGUUCCUGUUCUUUUGGCUGGGCAUGUCACUAAAUCUGGUGAAAUAGCUGGACCUCGUGUGUUGGAGCACAUAGUUGAUGCUGUCUUAUAUAUGGAGGGGGAGAAGUAUUCUUCUCAUCGAUUACUAAGGUCUGUGAAGAACCGUUUUGGAUCCACAGAUGAGCUUGGUGUAUUUCAAAUGUCAGAGUCAGGUUUACAAGCUGUUGCAAGCCCUAGUGAAAUGUUUCUAAGUGAAGAGCAUUCAGAUUCUGAUGUUUUAGCAGGGCUUGCUGUUGCUGUAGUUUUGGAUGGAUCACGAGCCUUUGUCAUUGAAAUUCAGGCAUUGUCUGUUGCUGGCUUAUCUAUGUCAAGAGCAGUACAGGGUGUUCAAUCAGGCAGAGCUGACUUGAUUGUUGCAGUUCUCACGAAGCAAGCUGGUCUCAAGCUACAGGAGAAUGGCAUUUUUCUGAAUGUCAUCAGUGGAUUUAAACUGACAGAGACUGCUGGGGAUCUCGCUAUAGCAGCAGCAAUUUGCAGCAGUUUCUUGGAAUGUCCAGUACCAGUUGGGUUCGUGUUCAUUGGAGAAAUUGGUCUAGGCGGCGAACUCCGUACGGUGCCAUUAAUGGACAAAAGGGUAAAUACAGUGGCAAAACUGGGAUACAAAAAAUGUGUUGUUCCCAAAUCUGCGGUGAAGUCAUUGGUAAAGCUAGAGCUUGGGGACAUUGAGAUUGUGGGUUGCAGUAAUCUGAAGGAGAUGAUCAAUGUUGUGUUUUGAAACCCCCUCCUAUAUAUGUACACAAUAGCCGUAGGUAGGCUAGGGAUGAAAAUUACUAUUAAGAAAAACUUACUAGUGGAACCCCUUGACACCACAUGAUCCUCAUAGGCUUCCCCCUCAGGCUUAGUGUGGUUCAAGAGAGAGUCAUAGCCUUGAAAGCUGAUCAAAGUAUCAAACACAGAAAUUAAUUUCAAACAGGGAAGAUCCCCCACGCCUAGAGAGAUGGUCUUCUGAGAAUAUCCGCCGGCGCUGGCAAUGGACGUGGUGACACCGCCGACAUUUGAUACUCAAGUAGUAUCAGAAAAACCCUAGCUAGGGAGAUGAUAAGAAGAGAGUACGUUUUUAGAAGCUUUUGCGUCUUAGGGGAGAAAGAGAGAGAGAGUACGUUAUAGUGAAAAAUUUCAAAGUGCAGCUAUACGCAGAGGCGGUUAUAACCGUUAGACACUGAAGAAGCCUUGAUCAUAGGGAUCCAAGUACGGGAUCGCGUCUAUAUCUGAGACGUGUAACGUCAUUUCCUCCCGGGGUUUGUUACGGCCUUACGGGGAAAAGUGACGACGUAGUUUUAACUCCAUCAGUUUAUCUCAACUGCUUUGUAUUAAGUUGGUCUCUACGACGCCCGUUUGAACUUUUUUUUUUUAAAUGUAAGAUUAUGGGAAAUUUGUAUCCACAAUCAACACCCAAACAAAAGAAACGUUGCCCCGAGGUACCUGAUGAAUUGGUGGAACAUGAUUUUUAACAUUAAUUUUUAAUUUAUUGUUAUUAUAA
Molecule: messenger RNA, 2787 nt
Organism: Ipomoea nil (Japanese morning glory)
Lineage: Eukaryota; Viridiplantae; Streptophyta; Magnoliopsida; Solanales; Convolvulaceae
Product: DNA repair protein RadA
Exons: 15
Coding region: 64-2022 (652 amino acids)
Biological process (GO): recombinational repair
Molecular function (GO): damaged DNA binding; ATP-dependent DNA damage sensor activity; ATP hydrolysis activity
Source: RefSeq, a predicted model, not a curated record